AGACAACUUCCCAACUUUCCUUUUCAUAUUUCCCCCUUCUCUAGAUAUCGACUGAACUUCAAUCCCAUAUUCCAAUUUUCAAAAGACUGAGAACAUCAUUCAAUAAUCAACAACCAUCAACCAUCAACCAUCAUGUCGACCAUCCCAACUUCAACUUCCGUUGUGGAGACUACCGUCGUCAAGUCGCCCCUCAGCCACGUCUGGCAUCUCAUCAAGCUCCAAGACUUCUCCAAGUUCUGGACCGCUUUAAAGUCCAGCCAUGUCGUUGAAGGCGCUAGUGACGAAACCUCUAUCGUCAAAUGGGUUUUCAAGGACGGUACUGAGCUCGAAGUGAAGCUAGAGGAGCACAGCACUAUCCAUCAUUAUAUCACCUACAGUGUAAUCACCGCCAAGCCUGAGCUCAGCUACUCAUCGGUCCUCUCCACCAUCCGCUUAUAUCCUGUCACAUCCGGCGAAUUUGAAAACAUGACCUUCGUCGAGUGGACCGGUAACUUUUCCAGUGACGCAGAUGCGAGUGUCAUUCAGGAUGCCAAAUUCAAGCGUCGCGACGCCCUAGCCGACCUGGCCAAGGCAGCGGCGAAGAAAUAGGAUCUGGAUUUCUUGUCAUAUCACGUCAAAGGGGUGUCUAGAGGUAAGACGCCGGACUAGGUUAUG
Molecule: messenger RNA, 654 nt
Organism: Annulohypoxylon maeteangense
Lineage: Eukaryota; Fungi; Ascomycota; Sordariomycetes; Xylariales; Hypoxylaceae
Exons: 4
Coding region: 133-588 (151 amino acids)
Source: RefSeq, a predicted model, not a curated record